UUGGUAAAUAAAAAUUUACCUUUGCUGUGAAAUUUAUGUUUACUGUUUUUCCAACACUGAUUGACAUUUUGAUCUUAUUUUGUGGAAAAAAAGAGUGCAUUUGAUAAUGGAACCUUCUGAAAUGUUAAUACGUGUUUAUUGGGAGUAAUAAGAUUACCCGGUACCUGGUAAUGCCAAAAAUUUGAAGAAUCGGAAUUGACAUAGUUCUCAAACGGCACAAUGUAUGCUGAGUGGGCAUCAUUGCAAGAUGAGAUACAUUAUGAUAAAGGCAAUCAGUCAGUUUUACACAAGUUCCCUGCUAGUGUUGGUCGUGAUGUAGCAUGCACUGUGGUUAAACAUAUUGCUCAAAAUCUAAGUAUCGCAACAACCAGUGGGGAACCCAGUACACUAGAAGAUGAUAAAGAUGUUAAAUGGACAAUGGAGGUACUGUGUUAUGGACUGGGCCUACCGUUAGUGGAACAUACAACUAUUAAAGAUUGUAUAAAUGUUUAUUGUGAGUGGUUGACAGCUUUAAUGACACCUAAACCAUGUGUUCCACGAUCAGUAAUAGAUGAUCCAAAUCCAUUCGCUCAAGUUAUGUUACACCAUCUUUUAAACUUAUUUAAACCAAGACAAGAAGCAGGUGUAGAUUUGGUUAAUCGCCAAGCGAUAUUGUGUCAUAGAGUACUGAGAACUAUAGAAACAGUAGCUAAGGAAUCCAAUAUUCUGUCUCGUGCUACAUGGGAGACAUUACUUAGAUUCUUACUAGCAGCUAAUGAUAGUCUGUUAUCACCUCCUACAGAAAAAGACGAUACAGGAUUAAGUUCAUAUGAUAUUGGUGAUCAUCUCUGUGAACGUGUUCUCAGUGUCUUGUUUGGAAUAUGGCUAGUAGCAUGUACCAAAUGUUUUCCAUCACCGUCACUUUGGAAAACGUUUCGUAAUAUGUGUCUAUUUUGGCGACAUCAUGAAGGACUGGUACAUCAGUGGCACAAAGUAAACUUUGCUUUGACAUCCAGACUUAUGCGCAAUAUGUAUGGUCCUGAUUAUCCAGAACUUGUCAUUAUUGAAGACGAUUCUCAGAUUAUACCUGAUGGUAUGACAAAUGAAUGUAUUGCUCAGACCUGGUUUCGUUUUCUACAUAUUGUACAGAAUCCAGUUGAUUUAUGUCACCCUGAAAUUAUAAGUCAGACACCAAAAUUUUUACAAUAUGCUCUAACUAAUCAAGCUGUCGUAGAACCAAGUCAACAUGAAUGUCUGUUGAAAUUGCCACCCAUAUUUCAUAAAGCUAUGAAAGGAGUAUCAGUCAUGGUCAAUUCUUUCUUAGGAAUUCCUCAGACAGUGAAGUCUGAAGGACGGGCAGCUAAUCAGACUCCAACAGGUAAAGCAGCCACACCCUCAACACCACCUGGACAAAGAAAACCUGCUGGUAAUCCUAUAGCUGUAUUUGCUGGUUCACUAACACAGAGAGCUAUAUCAAAAGAAUCCAAGAUUGCUGUUCAGAAAUCAGUUGUUACUGCUCCAAAUGAAGAAACCCAAUUAUUAUCAUUAGAAAGUAGAUGUCAGUUUGCACCUGCUAGACCACACUGUAACAGUAUAUUACAUCUUUUUAGUGCUUGGUUAUUUGAUGCUGCCCUGGCAGGAGUGAAACUACACAGUUGUCAUGCUGCACCAGUCAAAGCCCAGCGUAGAACAAGUUCCUUUAUAGAAUCUAAACAUAGUUCUGUAUCAGUUGAUCAGUCAGAUGCAAUUAUGAUCAAUGAUAAUACUUAUGAAGCUGGUCGAGCUGAGGCAUGUGGUACUCUGUGUAGAAUAUUCUCAGCACAUAAAACAGGAGAAGAUAUUCAGACUGUUUAUUAUUCAAGAUUUUAUAUAAUCAUGUAUUAUGGACUUCAGACUGAUGAGAACACUAUCAGUGGUGAAGUAUUAUCUAAUUUAUUAUUUAAUAGUUGUGAUUUACUGAGAGUCGAUUUAGCAGGUGUGCAGAUAUUGGUACCCUAUAUAUUAAAUGCCUUGGAACUUGUACUUACAUCGAAUACACCUAAUUUCAAACUAUGUGAUCAAAUACCAUAUGUUGAGUUAAGAAAAGCCUGUGUUCACCUCUUAUUAUCUAUGUUAUGUUUACCUUUACAUUUUAAAGAUUUAGAGAUAAAAGAUAUUUUAUCUCAUCCAGAUGAUGAAGAUUGUCAGAAAUCAAUAUCAUUUAUGUCUCUGAAAGUUCGUAUAAUAGAUCUCUUACAGAAGGCUUUGUUUUUAGAGACAGAUUCAAACAAUACUCAAAUGUUAUUAGGUGGAUUAAUGUUAGUAGUGCAAGAUCUUGCUACAAGUGAACAAGCUGAACAAAUAACAUUACAACCACAACAUGAUAUAUCAGAUACAGAUGUACAUGCAGAUCUAAGUGGUACUAGUGUAGGUACAUCAUCUACUGAUGGUAGUUAUCAAGAUACAUCAUAUCAUCGUUUGCAUCAUCAUCCUAAAGAUCAAGAUACAGCAUAUGGAUUAUUUGGUCAAGCGACAUCAUUAGUCUGUAAUCGUUUGAUGUCAUCAUGGAUAUCUGAUCUAAAUACUGCCCUUGCUGCUAUCGAAUUAUUAGCUGGUUUGGCUAAAGUUUCUAUCAAACCUCCAAAUUUAUUGAUGUGUAAAAGAACUGUCAAGUGGAUCUGUGAUUUUAUAGCUAAUCAGUGUAAUCGUCAUGCUCAACAUCAUACUCGUGAUCUACACUCUGUGAUCGUAGCCACAUUUAAAUGUCUACAGCUAUGGUUGGUAGAACAUAGUUGUUUGCUAUAUGAUAAAGAUUGUCUACAUAUUGUACUAGAAGUUGUAGAACUAGGAAUAUCAGGUUCUAAAUCUCAGGUUAAAGUAACAGAAACACAGACAAUCAAGAUACGAGAUAAUAAAUCUGUUGCUAUGUCGAAGAAUCGUGUGAGUGAUCCACCUAAAUUUAAAGGAGAUAAACAGUUAAUGCCGGCAUCAAUGAGAGUAAAAGAUGCAGCUGAAGCUGUUUUAACCUGUAUUAUAGAUCAAGUGGGAGCUUUUCCACCACCAUGUGGUCCAGAAUCACUCUUUUCACUACUUGAUGAAAGAUCAUUGUUAAAAUAUGCUAAAGGUUCAGCUUUACCAGAACAAGGAACACCUUUCCGUUAUUUUGUAAUAGAUAAUUCUAUUAUUGUUGGUUUAUUGGAACAGCCAUUAGGAAAUAUUGAAGAUCCACUACCAACAGUUACUGCCCUUAUUCGAGGUCCAUUUGGAAGACAUGCUUGGACAAUGCAACUAAGACAUGCACCCAGAGCUCAAAAGAUUUCAUCAAGAGCUCAUCUGUCUGAACCAAGUCGUCCAGUUCCCAUGGAAAAUGUGGGUGUACGUCACAAUGUUAAAAACCGAUUUUAUCCCGAGAGUGUUGAUAAAAUACCAUUAUGUAAAGCUGAUAAAAGUAUUCCUACUUUAGAAUCACUCGUAAGUGAGAAAGAAGCAGUAGAAAUAGAUAAAUUUAAAGGUUUUAUUGAGAAACAGAUCUGUUUUGAGAAAGAAGUGAGUGAGCGAUCUAGAAAAGAAAAGGAAAAAACAGCAUAUCCAAACCCUGAAACAGAAUGUAAACAACCCCAAAUCACCCAUGAGUAUCAGACGGCGAGAUUAUUUUUAUCUCAUUAUGGUUUUCUGUCUCUAGAGACCCUGAAGGAGCCAGCUAAUACAAGUAUACCACCUGAUUUGGUUAUGUUAGAUACAACUAAUACAGCCAUGUUUACUGAUAUGGAAUCUUUGGAUAGUAUACCCAGUAGAGAUAAUGAUACUGUUCAUAUAUUCUAUGUUAAACCUGGGCAAAAAACUCUCACAGAAAUACUUAGUAAUGUUACGACAUCCUCAAGGGUUCAAUCUCAGUUUUUGGAGUUCCUACAUUCUCUUGGUUGGCCUGUUGAUGUUAGACGUCAUGCUGGAUGGACUGGUCAUAUAUCAACUAGCUGGAAAAUCAUGGACAGUGAAGAAGUUGAUGAUGAUGAUUAUCAGACUGGUACAGGGGGUAGUUUAUAUAAUGGUAGACAGCAAGUAUUAUAUUGGGCUGAUGUCUCAUCAGAAGUAGCGUUUGUUGUACCAUCACCGGAUGCAACACAUCUACGUAUGAAUACAACCUUCUCAGAUUCCGAGAAAUCCCCAACAAGAAGUACAGUUAAUGAGGGUUACAUUAAUAAACCCAAAUCAUUAUUAUUAGAUUCUAAUAAAGGUGAUAGGUCAAACAGAGAUAGUCCAGGCUCACCACCAGAAGUUCAGUCAAAUACUGGAAAUAGAGGCAAAAGACAAGGUCGACAGGUUGCUCACAUGGUCGGACCAGAUACUAAAAUAUUUGCAGUUUGGUUGGAAAAUUUUGAAGAUCAUGAAAACUUUCCUUUAGGUGAUAUUCAAAGUAUGACAAGUACCGGUCAAGAACAAUCCAAUCAAAAAGAAAAAGAUGUUUAUAUUAUAUUUAUACAUGCUUUACAAAAUGGACUGUUUAGAAUACACAUGCAGGGACAUGAAAAAAACAUUACAAAAAUGACUAUGGCAAUUCCUCUAGUAGAUGGUAUGGUUGUUAGUAGAAGAACAUUAGGUACUCUAGUCAGACAGACAGCCAUUAAUAUCUGUCGUAGAAAAAGACUUGAAAGUGAAUCAUAUCAACCUCCACAUGUUAGAAGAAAAUUACAGAUACAAGAUAUUGUUAACAAAUAUAGAUGUAAAAUGUCUGAGGCAGAAUUCUUCACAGCAUUAUUCCAAGAUGUGCCAAAAUAAAACUAUUUACUCUGGAGUGUUUAAUUCUAAAACAACUAAUAACUGGCCUGUUUUUAUUCUAUGUAAUAUAGUAUAUAUUGAUACUGAAUGUAACAGGAAUCUAAUAAGUGUUUAAGUGUUAACAAUUAAACAGAUAAAUGCAUUUUCCUUCCUGAACAAAUUUUGAAUCAUAAUAUACAUGUGUAGAAACUGAGUUAAACAGUGAUAUUUGUAUUUGUUAAAAUCUUAUUUAAUAAUAUUUGUAACAAUGAGUAUAUUGUCAGCAUUAACAAUGAUUUGUUAUAUAAAUAUAUUUGAAAAUAUAAAUAUGACGGUUGUACAUUAGUAAUAUGUGCAAUAAUCUGUUUUAAUUAUUAGUUUGUUGUUGAGACAUAAAAACUAUAGUAAUUUAUAUUUUAUGUACUUAUGCAUUUUAUGUAUAUAUAACUAUUAUUUAUUUGUAUAAUACUUCUAUUACUAAUAAGCAGUAAGCAACCAAAUAUGGUAAAAAUACUCAGUUGAUGGCAUUCUUAAAAAUACGAUGUUAUAAUCCUUUAAUUAACCAAUUCCAAAUGACUGAUAGAAAAAUGGCAAUGAGAGUUCAGACAUUUUCUAUUUGGAAUUAAAGCGUAUUUAUGUAAGUCUACUUAGACUAUUAUUAAUGUGUAAGAUUGGCCUCAGUUGCAAGUAAUCUGUUGAAAAUGCAUCAACUGGUGAUAUAAUUAAUUUAAAAGUAAACUUCUGUGUGUCUUUGUUUGUUAUAUAUACCACAUGAAUAAAUUGAUGGUGUGUUUUGUGAUGAUAGAAUACAUUAAUUAAUCAUUGCUCCAGAGAACAAUUUGUGGCUAGCAUUAAUUUGGACUCUCUUUCAAGGGAAUUUAGGGCGUUUCAAUUCAAUAUGCUGAUAAUGUAUUUGUGUGUGCUUCUAGUCAGUGUUGAUUUGACAUAUGCAAGAUUAUAUACAUGUAAUUAUCUUUUGGCUGGUUGAAUCACUGAAGUCAUUUCAUUCUUAAAAAUGAAUGAAUGAAAUAGGGUUUACUGUCCUAUUCUUCUGCACCAACCGGGAUAAUUAAGACGGGUCAUUCUUAAAGUCGCUUAAGGGAUUUUGAAACCCUUGCAAACUACAGUAUUGUUAACUUGGAAUCUCUAAAAGGAUUAUCAGACCAAAAAUGAUACAAUUCCAUUUAGUACCAGUAUUAUAAAGAUAUGAUGAAUUGAACAACAACCUCUGUAGACGAUCCAAACAAGCGACCGCCACUUAUAAGUAUUGGAUUAGGUUUUGUUUUCCUAAUUAAAUGUUAAAUAAUCAAUUCAGAUAUAUUUUAACAAGGAUUAAGCCGUGAAAAAUGGGAUAUUGUUUGAAAAAUGCUAAUUACCAUCAGCAACUUUUAAUUUUUAUACGCCCACAUUGAAAUGUGGUCGUAUAUUGUCGUCACCCCCGUCCAUCCGUCCGUCCGGCGGUCCGGCGUCCACAAUUGCUUGUGGACGCUCUAGAGUCUAAAGUUAAUAUCCGAUUGACUUUAAAUUUAUACACAGUGUUUAAGGUCAUGAGACGAAGAAGCCUAUUGACUUUCAGCGAUUUCCAAUAAUUACUGCCAGAGUUAUGGCCCUUGAUCGCUUCAAAAAAUCUUGUGGACGCUCUAGAGGUCAGAGUUAAUAUCCGAUUGACUCUAAAUUUAUACACAGUGUUUAAGGUCAUGAUACGAAGAAGCCUAUUGGUUUUCAGCGAUUUCCGAUAAUUACUUCCAGAGUUAUGGCCCUUGAUCACUUCAAAAAAUCUUAUGCACGCUCUAGAGGUCAAAGUUAAUAUCCGAUUGACUUUAAAUUUAUACACAGUGUUUAAGGUCAUGAGACAAAGAAGCCUAUGGAUUUUCAGCGAUUUCCAAUAAUUACUGCCAGAGUUAUGGCCCUUGAUCACUUUGAAAAAUUUUGUGGACGCUCUAGAGGCUAAAGUUAAUAUCCGAUUGAGUUUAAAUUUAUACACAGUGUUUAAGGUCAUGAGAUGAAGAAGUUUAUUCAUUUUCAGCGAUUUUUGAUAAUUACUGCCAGAGUUAUGGCCCUUGAUCACUUCAAAAAAUCUUGUAAAUGCUCUAGAGGCUAAAGUUAAUAUCCGAUUGACUUUAAAUUUAUACAUAGUGUUUAAGGUCAUUAGACGAAGAAGCCUAUUGAUUUUCAGCGAUUUCCGAUAAUUACUGGCAGAGUUAUGGCCCUUGAUCACUUUGAAAAAUCUUGUGACCCUCUAGAAGCUAAAGUUAUCAUCCGAUUGACUUCAGAUUCAUACACAGAGUGUAAGGUCUUGAGACAAACAAGUAUAUUGAUUUUCAAUGAAUUUUUAUGACUUGAACAGCUAAAUCCAUGAUGUUAAAAGUUUCCUAUACUAAACGUUAGCAUGGGGCAAAACUUUAUAAAAACCAAACAAAUUCUAAUGGUUUUCUGAUAAUUACUUAAUGAGUUGUUACUCCUAAUCAGAUUUUAAUGUAUUAUAAAUGUUUCAUUACCGAAAAAAGUAAAAAUAUGUGACAACUCUUGUUGACUGCCCGGACGAGUUAGCUGCUGUGGGCGUAUGUUUCGUUGCCUGGCAAUCUAUCUUAUUAUUCAUUGCAAGAUUAUUUUUGUUUAAAGAUAAAUAAAGUUAUGUCACAUUAGGGAAAAAAAACAAAUUAAUGUUAGUUUUAAAUAUAUAUACAAUAAUUUAUUGUAUUGGUUAUGUACAUAAUAUAAGUUAAUCUCUUGAUCAUGUUCCUACAACUUCAAUUUACAAUAAUUUGUUUAAUUUAAUUUAACACGACAUCAGAUUAAGCACUAUUAAAACACAGAUCAAAUUUACACUUGUCAAUUAUAUUGUAAAAUAUCACUGGAGAGUUUUAAUAUGAAGUAUAUCUGGUUACACUGUAAUAUUACAUCAGGUAUAAACAAUUUAAUAUUUAAUAGUUUUCAUAGCAAUUGAUGUGUAGAGUUGUAUUUCAAUCAUUAGCUAUUUUAUUAAAUAUAUUGUAUUAUAUAUUAUAGUGCUAUAUAUCAUAUUACAUUUUCUAAUCAAAAUAAUUCUUUGUAAUGAAAUUAAAUUUUAAAAUGUCA
Patella vulgata (common limpet) is the source of this 7791-nucleotide messenger RNA. Its product is annotated as ral GTPase-activating protein subunit beta. Gene Ontology annotation, biological process: activation of GTPase activity; regulation of small GTPase mediated signal transduction. The transcript is spliced from 30 exons. Lineage: Eukaryota; Metazoa; Mollusca; Gastropoda; Patellidae. The coding region runs from base 220 to 4734 and encodes 1504 amino acids. Gene Ontology annotation, molecular function: GTPase activator activity. The record is from RefSeq and is a predicted model, not a curated record.